AUGAACCAGGAAGUGAACGGGAGAAACAGGAAGUGAGGUGAAAAAGGUGACACAUUAAGCUAGCUAAGUAGAGAGAGGAGUAAAUUGAAGACUGCAAUGAACAUUCAAGAGGAAGUUUUUAUCAUUUUACUUUAAAAUAAGAAUCAUUUUUACAAAUGCAUACUUAGCUAAGUGGUGGAAAUGGACAGAAAAGCCCUGUGAUGAGGUGGCAACUUGUCCAAGGUGUACCCCGCCUUCCGCCCGGAUGCAGCUCAGAUAGGCUCCAGCGACCCCAAAAGGGACAAGCGGUAGAAAAUGGAUGGAUGGAUGGAUAGUAGCGCUGGUGAAGAAUGACUCAUAAUCCUCGCUGAGAAACGGGGCGGGACCAAGUGUCUUUUCGUGUCGUUCUCGCCAAUUCUGGGUCCUAAAUGGCUGUCAAAGUGUACCAACUCGUUGGAAUACCUACUCAGCCAUCUACUUUCCAGGCGUCUGUGUCGCGGCUGCAUCUCUCAUGGUUACUACGUGAGUAACAGGAAGAAAAGCCCAGACUCGUUUUAGGGAGAAGUCAUUAAGUGCCCCCUGCUGGACAACGACAUGCAGGCCGACGCUCUCCGCCGCUAAAAGCGAGGGAAGAGCCACCAGAGAGGCCGAUAUAGAGGUGCUUGUGUGCGGGGAGACGCUCUAUCCGUAGCCGCCGAGAUGCUGCUGCUGCUGCCGCUGCUGGCGGCUCUCUCAUCCAGCGUGGAGCUGGCCACCGCUGAGGGUUGUGGGACAUCAUGUGGAAAAUGUGACUGCAGUGGUGUGAAAGGAGCAAAGGGUGAGCGUGGGCUCUCUGGUCUCCAAGGUAAUAUGGGAUUCCCAGGAUUGCAAGGACAUGAGGGGCCCGCCGGACCGAUGGGUCCCAAGGGAGAUCCAGGUCAGUUUGGGGCUCCUGGAAUAAAAGGAGUCCGGGGUCCUCCUGGUCUUCCAGGGUUCCCAGGAAACCCAGGUUUACCAGGGAUUAAUGGAAACGAUGGUGCACCUGGUCCUCACGGUGUUCCAGGAUGCAACGGCACUAAAGGUGAUAGAGGGAAAGACGGCAUUCCUGGCUUCGAUGGUCUGCAAGGACCACCUGGCACCGCAGGACUUCCUGGAAUGAAGGGUGAUCCAGGUGGUGUGAUUGGAAUUAUUCCCUUGAAAGGAGACAGAGGCUUUCCUGGCACACCUGGAAUACCUGGAUCCGUUGGACCUUCUGGUCCGACUGGUCCUUCAGGACCUCGGGGAUACGUAGGACCCAAAGGUGAUCCCGGCCUACCAGGACUCCCUGGAGAGAAGGGUGACAGACUGGCCUUUGUGAGUGAGAAAGGAGAUAAGGGUGAGCCAGGCUUUCGAGGCCCCCCCGGACCCCCCGGACCGCCGUCACUGCCAGUGGAUGGUGCAACCACAGAGUAUAUACCAGGACUAAAGGGAGCGAAGGGAGACAAGGGCUGGUGUAAUAUAUCUCAGAAUGGCGUAAAAGGUGAACCAGGCCCACCUGGACCAUUAGGUAAACCUGGCAAGGAAGGCGAGGAAGGACGGAAGGGAGAAAAGGGCUUCUUCGGAACUUCCGGCUACCCAGGACUACAGGGUGAAAAGGGGGAAAGAGGACCUCCAGGAUAUGCAAGUGGUGCCCCUGGUCCUCCUGGUCUACCUGGGUUACAAGGAGAGAAAGGUUUUCCUGGUCCCCAAGGAGAAGCAGGCCCACCAGGACGUUAUCUUGAAGGCCCCCGUGGAGAGACAGGCCAAAAAGGAGAUAUGGGUCAUAAAGGAGACCAGGGUUUAGAAGGCGAGUCUCUUGUUGGACCCCCGGGGCAACCAGGACCAGACGGACCCCCAGGACUUCCAGGACCCCCCGUUGACCCCGAUAAAUGCAACAUUGCAAAAGGCGCCCAAGGCCCACCUGGAGCUCCAGGGCUUCAAGGAGAACUGGGACAGAAAGGUGACCAAGGAGACACUUGUGUUCAGUGCGAAGGGUUUGGCCCCGCUGGAUUACCUGGACCCCAGGGCCUUAAAGGAGAGCGAGGUCCUCCUGGUCUAGUGGGAAGCAAAGGAGGCAAGGGUCAGUCAGGAUUCCCUGGAACACCUGGAAGAACUGGCCUCAAUGGCAGUCCCGGUUUGAUUGGGGAACCAGGUGCAGUUGGAGCGCCCGGAGACAUUUUCAUUGCUUCAGGUCUGAAAGGAGACAAAGGUUUGCCCGGUUUCGCCGGUUCACCAGGACAACCAGGCCUGGAUGGGAAACCUGGGAGGGAUGGCCUACCGGGUGUGCCCGGCCACAAAGGAGAACCUGGCAGAGGCGGCAUCAAGGGUGAUCAUGGACCAAUCGGAGACCCUGGUCGUGUAGGCCCUCCAGGGGAGAGGGGUCCUUCAGGUGUGCCAGGCUAUGGCCGACCAGGGGUGCCUGGGGACAAGGGAAGUCACGGGACUCCAGGUAUCCCCGGAUCCCCUGGAGUACCUGGUGCCAAAGGUGAGCCAGGUACAGGCGUGAGCACCCCUGGAGCGCAAGGUAUACCUGGACCACGUGGGGAGCCUGGCAGAGAUGGACUGCUAGGGGACAGAGGUCUCCAAGGAGACGCUGGAGUACCAGGUUUUCCUGGUCAGAAAGGUGAUCAAGGUUUUCCUGGAAUUGGAUUUCCUGGCCCGACUGGUCCCAAAGGAAUCAGUGGAAUUCCAGGUGCUCCCGGAUUGUCCGGAGAGCCAGGAAGACCCGGACAGGAUGGUAUUUUUGGACAGCCUGGUCCACAUGGACAAAAAGGUGAACCAGGAAUGGGUCUCCCAGGACCAAAAGGUUCAAAGGGUACCUCUGGUAUUAUUGGCUUCCCAGGAGAGAAAGGUGGCUUGGGACUGCCAGGUAUUCCUGGGAGAGAAGGCCAGACAGGACCACCAGGACCUCAAGGAAUCAAAGGUAGCAUGGGCCGUGUUGGACCUGUUGGAGUGGUAGGGUUACCAGGAGCUCCAGGAAACGGCUUGCCAGGUGCCCCUGGACCACAAGGACUGCCUGGAGAGCCUGGUCCAUUUGGUAGGGAAGGUGAAAAAGGAGAGCAGGGCUAUCCAGGUCCACCUGGCCUCGACAUGCCAGGGCCUCAAGGAGAAAAAGGAGUCUCUGGGUUCCCGGGAGUCCCUGGUGUUAAAGGACUGCCAGGAACACCAGGCUUUCCAGGAAGGGAUGGACAGAUAGGACAGCAAGGUUCCAAAGGUGAAAUGGGAGUCAUUGGGACCCCAGGAUCGCCAGGAUUUCAGGGAUCACCAGGUUUACCUGGAGGUCAAGGCUUGACAGGUGAUCCCGGUGUUCCUGGUUUACGAGGACUAAUUGGACAAAUUGGAGCAAAAGGAGAGAGGGGAGAGCAAGGUCCUCAAGGACCUCCAGGGAACAUGAGUAAAGUCGACAUGGUGAAAAUGAGGGGGGAUAAGGGAGACAUUGGCGACCCAGGAAACGCUGGAGUGACAGGACAGAAAGGUUAUCGUGGACUACCUGGAGAUCCUGGAAUGCCAGGCAAAAAUGGAGAACCUGGUUUACCGGGACAGCCAGGUGAUAAAGGAGACAGUGGGAUUCCUGGAGAACUAGGCAGUAUGGGUCCACCAGGUCAGAAGGGUUCUGCGGGAGAAAUGGGAAUACCGGGUUCAACUGGUCUGAAAGGUGUUAAAGGAGAUAUAGGUACACCGGGACAUCCUGGUUUCAGAGGCACGGAUGGAGAGAAAGGAGAACUGGGAUCACCUGGUGAGCCAGGUAUUGGUCUCCCAGGAUUUCCAGGAGAAAGGGGUACACCAGGCCAACCGGGAUUCCCAGGACUACGGGGGGACAGGGGUCAGAAGGGUCAAAUAGGAACACCUGGCAUGCCAGGACCUGAAGGAACUAAAGGAGAUAAAGGAUUCCUUGGCACUCCAGGCCAGCCUGGCAUACCUGGUGUGAAAGGUGUUCCAGGGCUACCAGGAUCUCCGGGGGAGCCUGGUUUUGAUGGUCGGCCCGGUGAGGGUGGUUUGCAGGGGGCACCUGGUACUCCUGGAGAGAAAGGAGAAGCCGGUGUAGAUGGCAUACCUGGAUCGUCUGGGGAGAGAGGAGAUCCAGGUUUACCUGGCCUAAGUAUUCCGGGGGCCCCCGGAGAGAUUGGUAGCAAAGGUGACAGUGGUGAUCCUGGCAUUCCCGGCGCCCCAGGUUAUCCUGGUGUCCCUGGUAUCAAAGGUGACAAGGGACUUACAGGCCUACAAGGACGGCAGGGUGAGCCAGGUCAAUCCGGAUUCCCAGGAAUCUCUCUUGAGGGUCCCAAAGGAGAUCGGGGCAAUGCAGGACAACCUGGAGAACCAGGAAACAUUGGAGCUCCAGGAGCUUCUGGUGUGCCGGGACGAGACGGGCAGGUGGGAGACAAAGGAGACCAGGGUCCGCCAGGUUUCCAGGGAGAGUCAGGACAAAAGGGUGACCUCGGAGGUCCAGGAUUCAAUGGACAACCUGGUCUUCCUGGGGUUCAUGGUCCCAAAGGUGAGCGGGGAUUUCCGGGUGUUCCCGGCUUCCCAGGCCCAAAGGGUACUUUCGGGGACCUGGGAUUUAAGGGAGAACUUGGAGACAGAGGAUUUCCAGGGGAAAAGGGUAACCUCGGUGCUCCUGGUCCACCUGGCCCACAUACCUUUAUCAAAGGAGACAUUGGUCAACAGGGUAUUGCAGGCUUAACAGGACCACAGGGCCCAUCUGGGUUCCCAGGACAGAAAGGACUACAGGGUGUGACUGGCCAAAAGGGGCCAAAAGGAGAAGAUGGCCUCCCUGGAUAUCAUGGUCAACCAGGAUCCAAAGGAGAACCUGGUCUCCAAGGGCCUGAAGGACCAAGAGGGUAUCCUGGCCCUUCAGGACCUGAUGGCGUUCCCGGACAACUGGGACCACCUGGCCCCUCCUCAAUGGAUCACGGGUUCUUGGUGACUCGUCACAGCCAAAAUGUGGACAUUCCAGUUUGUCCCGAAGGCACCUCGCCCAUUUAUGACGGCUACUCUCUGCUGUACGUGCAAGGCAACGAACGCUCCCAUGGGCAGGAUCUUGGUACGGCAGGUAGCUGUCUAAGGAAGUUCAGUCCGAUGCCCUUCUUGUUCUGUAACAUCAACAACGUGUGCAACUUCGCCUCCCGUAACGACUACUCGUACUGGCUCACCUCGCCCGAGCCCAUGCCCAUGAGCAUGGCGCCCAUCACCGGGGAAAGCAUCAAACCCUUCAUCAGCAGGUGCGCGGUGUGCGAAGCCCCGGCCAUGGUGAUAGCGGUCCACAGUCAGACCAUUAUGAUCCCACCGUGUCCUUACGGCUGGGACUCCCUGUGGAUCGGAUACUCCUUCGUCAUGCACACCAGUGCUGGUGCUGAGGGGUCGGGCCAGGCUCUGGCCUCUCCCGGUUCCUGCUUGGAGGAGUUUCGAAGUGCGCCGUUCAUCGAGUGUCACGGCCGCGGGACUUGCAACUACUACGCUAACUCCUAUAGCUUCUGGCUCGCGACCAUUGAAGACAGCGAGAUGUUUAGGAAACCCGUGCCGACGACGCUAAAAGCGGGAAACCUGCGGACGCACAUAAGCCGCUGCCAGGUGUGCAUGAAGAGGACAUAAUCCAAACACCUGCGCCCGUCCCCCACCUCUAAGCAAUCGCCGUUGCCAUACCUACUUCCUCUUGUCGGAGGACGGUGCUAUUUCCCCGCAUGUGUGAGAGCGGUGACGGACUUUGAACUUUAAAAAAAAACGAGAAACGUCGGAAAAAAAUAAAAAUCCCCCGCUCCACCUGGAACACUUCUACUAACAAAGAUGGCGCCGCAUGGUUUACCGCUGCACUGAGUACAUGCCCCGCCCCCACCCCAUGAACUGGUAAACUAGGUGCUAUUGGAUCUUAUAAUCUGCUUUAUUCCAUUGAAAGCUACGUGCUUGUGGCAUAAAUCACUCUUUUGUUGACGCACACUGAUAUUAAGGAUGGGACUGACCACUGACUUCAUCACUUCUAACAAGCUUCCUCUUGUAAAUAUACUGCAUUCCUUGUUCUACAUACUCUCCUCAGGUUGUUAUUGAGCGUGUGUGUGUGUGUGUGCGUUAUUAAAUACGUUUUAUUUAUAAGACACUAUGUUGCACUCAAUGCAUCCAUUAGGCGCCUCAUUAGUAUGCAAAAUAGCACUGUGGGAGUAAAAAAUGGCCGCUGUGAGUGAACGUGUGUUUACCUUUAACCAAAAGUUUGGAAAUUUGUGUUAGACUAUAAAGUUUAACAGUCACAUUUCACACGAGAAAAAUGUAUUAUGUCGUGCAGUAUGUCGUGUGCAACCCCCUGAGGACCAGCGUCCUCUGCAGUGGAACAAAAACUUGCAAUAGGCACCUCACUUUUUGUGAGUAAUCCGUUCAAAAAGGUCAGAGGGGAACCGAAUACUUUUUGUAACUCAACUGACGCCCUAAAAAUAUUUCAGAGAAGACGGUUAUAAUAUUACAUGCAGAAAACAAUGUGAAAUUAAUAUAAAUGUCGAAUAAAAUUGCCAAAUAAACAUUUAACGUCACUUAGCACUUUGCUACGAGCUCUUUCUUGAAUUCAAGGGUGUUUGUCACCUUCUUAAUCAAAGUGCUGACACUCGCAACUUUCUUUGGCCCCAUGGUGGCUUAUAUUAAAGAGCAAUGCAUGCAAUUCUUUAUUGGGCAACAUUUUGGCAUGCAUUUUAUUUGACAACCUAGUCAUACAAAACGUGAGGCGUAGGAAAAUAAUAAACAAUAAAUAAUUGUUUUAUUUUGAAAAAAACCUAAGUAGAGCCGACACCUGUACCCAAGUUUGACAUUCAGCGUCUUGGAAUGAAUACUUCUGUCGCAACAAUGAUUCUUGCCAGUACAUUUAGCAUUGAAAGCUUAUUUGUUUGUAUUUUAAAUUAUGUGCCAAGCAAACACGAUAUUUUGUCUUGUGUCUAAAAUCAUUACAGCCGAUAAAUGCCGUUUAUAGUUUACUACUAAAACGUAAAAAUGUAAUAUGACAACAUUAACGUUUUUUUAACAUUAAAAACAGCUACCAUCUAAAAAAAAAAAAAAAAGUCAACACCCUCCAUAGGGUUGUUAAAAAAUAUUACUUCACAUCCGAAUCUCGAUUUUAAUUCAUUCUGAUUCUGAAUAGAUUCUUUAUUUUCAAUAUAAAAAAAUAUUAAUAAUACUGUUUUUAAAGAAAUUAAAAAAUAAAAUGUUUGAGCCAUCUUUGCGCAAAUGUAUGUCAUAAGUCAAGAUGAGAUUUUGUAACUUGUUAUGAGUAAGCUUUAUCAUUAUUUUUAUACCACAUAUUUCAUUUAUACAUACAGUAUAGAUCCAAUAUAUUUCUAUACAAAAAAAUAAGAUUAAAAAAAACUACACACCACAAGAUCAGGCCCGUGUACCCCCAGUGUUACUAAUUUUACUGUCGUGAUGAUGCUUCUUUGGCUUUGCUUUCUAUCUUAAACAAUGUCAAAUCUGCCAAGAGCCUCAGCAGCAUGGUCACACACCGCUCUGGGACGUCACCACACUCCUCAACCAGGAGUUGUCGAGAGUCAGCCGUCUACGUGUUGGUCACUCCAGUCCAAGCAUGACCACAAAAGAUGAUCCCGCAGUUUGGGCGAACGGACUGACAAAUUACGGAACUAAUCUUGGAUAAACAACACUGUGGGGUUGAGCGUUAUCAACUCGGUGGAUAGAGUUUGGUCCCAGACUGAGAUGGUUGAAGAAUCUCAUCUGGGUAUCUCUGCGUUGAGACUGCUCUCCGUAAUAACAAGCCGCUCCACAGUCUGGUGGAAGAGCGACGGACAAGCCGUCCCACAGCUUAGAGUAUACAGCAGAACGAGAUGUUUUUGGCUAGAAGCAUUGAAAACACACAUUUCCAAACUUGUAAUCUGCUCAAAUUUCAUUCAUUCCGACAUUUUUAAACAUUUUGCCAGAUAAAGAGAAGACAUGUUUUGAAUAGUCUGAAAUGGAAGUUAAAGCUUAUUACACCUAUCCCAGUGUAUUUACAAAACAGAAACAGAAGUGGAAAAAAAAACUACCACUGUCUUAUGCAUGUAGUUGUAAUUUUUUUUUGUUUUCCAUUAAUCACAAAAUAAAUAAAAAAUUAUGAAAAAGUCCCAACGUGUUAAUUUUACAUUCUUUCCAUCCAUUCUCAACAUGUUUUUUUAAAUAAUUGAUUUCUUCAAAAGUUUGAGUCUUUUAACUCUUGGUC
Messenger RNA from Entelurus aequoreus (snake pipefish), 8152 nucleotides. RefSeq names its product collagen alpha-1(IV) chain-like. Bases 679 to 5565 code for a protein of 1628 amino acids. Gene Ontology annotation, cellular component: collagen trimer. The transcript is spliced from 56 exons. The record is from RefSeq and is a predicted model, not a curated record. Gene Ontology annotation, molecular function: extracellular matrix structural constituent. Lineage: Eukaryota; Metazoa; Chordata; Actinopteri; Syngnathiformes; Syngnathidae.